AUGGACAUGGCUCUCAGCACUCGCUCCAUGGAGAUCCCUGCGCCUUUUAUCGUGGCACCGACCGGGCGAUGGGAGGGCAAUGAUGGCAAUUGGUCUACCUUCGCCUUCACUGUUGGCUCGCCGGCACAACACUUUCGAGGGCUUCCAUCGUUGAUCGGCUUGGAGAUAUGGGUGCCAAUGACACCGGACGCCUGUGUCAACGUGAUGGCAGAUCAGAUCGAGUGUAUGUUCUCUCGCGGCGCUGUAGACGGAGGCUUCAUGUCGAAUACGUCCUCGACGUGGUCACAGAUCGACAUCUUCCAACUGCCCGACCAAGCAUAUCUGUACGGCCAGGACAACAACGCGCUGUUCGGCACAGACGAUGUCACACUCGCUGGUGUCGAUGGCAGUACCUUGAGCUGUACUGCACAGACAGUGGCUGGAUUCGCAACGACCGACUUCUGGAUGGGCACGUUCGGUCUAGGAGUGAACCAUACUGCGUUCGGAGGUUCCGUGCAUCCCAGUUUCCUGGCCUUGCUGCGAGAUCAGAGCUCGAUACCCAGCUUAUCGUUUGGCUAUACCGCCGGGGCCUCGUAUGAAGCUUCGCAUGGCAGUCUUGUCCUCGGUGGCUACGACGAAGCAUGUUUCGAAGCUACGAAUCUCAGCGUACCCAUUGUGCGGGAUAGCGGUAGCCUGAGGUUGAUGGUGCAAAAAUGCAGGACAGAGGAAAGAGGAAAGAGCAGCGCCCUUGCGCUUCGUUAG
Messenger RNA from Fulvia fulva, 741 nucleotides. RefSeq lists its product as uncharacterized. Bases 1 to 741 code for a protein of 246 amino acids. The record is from RefSeq and is a predicted model, not a curated record. Lineage: Eukaryota; Fungi; Ascomycota; Dothideomycetes; Mycosphaerellales; Mycosphaerellaceae. The transcript has a single exon.